UUUCACUUGGUUCUCUCACAGAGACGGACACACAGAGAGACAGAGUAGAGAGAUAGACAGGCACAGGCAGAGUUACUGAAAGGUAAACAUCGAAGGACAAGUAGUCAAGAGGAAGAUAAAAAAAGAGGGACAAAGAGCAGCAAAUACUUACUUAUAUUAAGGUUGGAUAUGGCCAGGCUGGAUGUCACAGAGGUGUUUUGUGGUAUUUCGUUUCCUGGACACCUGCACACCCAGGAAUCCUUGCAACUUGCUCUCAAAUUUCCAUUUCAGGACACGGACAUCCUCAUUGUCUCCUAUCCAAAGUCAGGCACCACAUGGAUGCAGGAAAUAGUGACUCUCAUCUUCAACAAAGGGGAUCCACACCUAUCCCAAACUGUCCCAAAUUGGGCCAGGGCUCCUUGGCUGGAGCAAUACUAUAGUGCUGCGGUACUGGAAGCCUCAUCCAUCACACCUCGAGUCAUCACAACACACCUGCCUCAUCAGUUACUCGGCCCAGCCCUACAGGGCUCCAAAGCCAAGAUCAUCUAUGUGAGCAGGAACCCUAAAGAUGCAAUGGUGUCCUUUUACCACUUUCACAAAAUGGCCAACUUUCUCCCUGAUGCUGGCACAUUCCCAGAGUUUUUAAAUCGUUUCCUGGAGGGCACACUGUCCUUUGGCUCCUGGUUUGACCACAUUAAAGGCUGGACCAGUCAGACAGCAACUAUGGACAAUCUGCUUCACAUCACCUAUGAAGAGAUGUCAUUGGACCUGCAUGGCGCUAUAAGGAGGGUUAGCUCUUUUCUACAGUGUCCCCUGGUGGAGGACGAGGUAAAUGCCUGUGUGCCACACUGCAGCUUCAGCAGCAUGAAAGACAAUAAGAUGGUCAACUACACCCUCGUCACUGAGGAUAUAAUGGACCAUAACAAGGGUUCCUUCAUGAGAAAAGGUAAGACCGGAGACUGGAAAAACAUGUUCACAGAGGAGCAGGAUCAAUAUUUUGAAAGCGUCUUCAAGUCCAAGAUGCAGGACUGCACUUUAGAGUUUGUGUGGGAGGUGCAGGAUCAAGAGGAGGCACACACUAAAGAGGAAAUCCCACAGGAGGACACAGAAAAGUGAAAGAAACACUGAAGUUAAUGAAGUUAGAAAUAAUGGAAAUGGAUGAGAUGGAUCACAAGUGGGUGCUUUUCUGUGUGCUGUAGUAUAAAACAUAUUAGCUGUAUAAAGCCUACCAAUAUGAAAUUAAUUCAGUCCUGAAUUACACAUUAUGAUAAAUAUUAAUCACAUGUAUAGUUGCAGUUAAGGGGACACUUAGAGAUGUGCAGUGCUCAGAACCCUUCAGUGCCUCUUAUGUUUUCUUCCUGUCUUGCUUUCAGUAAUAUGUGCAUUACAUGACAUUUGUAAUGAUGUAUUCAAUGUAAUAAAUGUACGAAUUAAUCUCAGGUCAGCUAGUUGACCAUGAACAAAAGCAUUUGUUUCCUUGGUACAGAACAAGUGGCACUUAAGGUUGCUAAUGUGAACUACAAGCAAAGAAAUUGACAGUUAUGUAAG
Messenger RNA from Toxotes jaculatrix (banded archerfish), 1527 nucleotides. It is a transcript of the gene sult5a1, whose product is annotated as sulfotransferase family 5A, member 1. Gene Ontology annotation, biological process: sulfation. NCBI's taxonomy places the organism in Eukaryota, Metazoa, Chordata, Actinopteri, Toxotidae. Gene Ontology annotation, cellular component: cytoplasm. The transcript has 6 exons. The record is from RefSeq and is a predicted model, not a curated record. The coding region runs from base 169 to 1095 and encodes 308 amino acids. Gene Ontology annotation, molecular function: sulfotransferase activity.